This is a messenger RNA of Heterotrigona itama, 3506 nucleotides long. The record is from the annotation of a GenBank genome assembly. NCBI's taxonomy places the organism in Eukaryota, Metazoa, Arthropoda, Insecta, Hymenoptera, Apidae.
AUAAUAUUUAUCUUUCUUGAUACAACUUUUAUUCUAUUGUAUAUAAUUUGUAUUAAUUUGUUAUUUUUAAGUAUAUAUCAGAAAAGGAGAUUCGUAUUCAUUCUAUAUAAUUGUAAUUUCAUGAUAAACUAAUACGUGUGUUUGUUGACCGCACGAAAUACAUUCCUAAACUUAUGAGUUUUGAUUAUUUAGUGAUAGUUUGAAUAUGUCAAGUACAAAGCUUCUUUGAAUGAAAUAUUAAAUAUUAUCAAAAUAAACAUCAUACAUAAACGUGAUGGAGGGUGAAACUAUUGGUAAUCUCGUUCAAAAAAUGAUCAUUUCACUUUGUGGAGAACAGAAACCAGAAAUAAUUAGGAAAUGGAUGCGUUUCUGUCUUGGAUUAUUGUCAUCAACUCAAGGAGUAGAAACAUUACAAGAAGAUGAAAUUACCGUAGGAAGUCAAAUAAGAGAAAAAUUAUCAGUUUGUGAUGCAGUACAGUUUGACAAAUUAUAUAAUGACUUGAGAUCUGGACCAUUGAAGAAUAGAGCCCAAAUUCUUAUAUUUUUGUUAAACGUGUGUCAAUCGGCAGAACAGAAGGAUAAAGUUUUUUCAGCACCUGAUUUAAAAUUAGGUUUAUGCUCAUCUUCCGCAUCUACUAGUGGUAUUGAAGGAAAGAUAUUAAAGUUAGAUUCCAAUUAUGGUUUUCAAAUAGAUCCAAUGAUUAGCAUUGAUAGGCCACGGAAGCAAGCUACAUUGAGAUUAAGUGAACUUGGAUAUUUACAUAAUAUAAUUCAAAAAGGUUUAGAAAGAAUGUCAGUUGCUUCAAAUGGUCAAGUGGCCGACAGUUUUGUUGCAGCAUUACAUUCUGAGUUAUCGGAAUACUACAGAUUUAUAGCCCUUAUUCAAGAAGAAGUAAACAGAGUUCAAUCUGAAUCAGGAUUAUACAGAGUUACUUUGUCUCACUUGCAUCUUUGGGCAUAUGAUCCUUUAGAAACCUUAAAAUGGCUAGCAAGUAUAGUGAAAGCUUGUCAAGGACAAAAAGGUGGUGCACUAGCUUCUGCGGUAUAUGAAUUUAGUAAUCAUGGUGAUGCCAGUGUAAAAAAAUUAGUUAAGAGGAUUUUGCAAAGUGUCUGCGAUCCUUUGUACAAUAUGUUGAUAAGAUGGAUUGCAGAUGGUGAAUUAGAUGAUCCGUAUAGAGAAUUUUUUAUUGAAGCUUGUGCUGAUAUCACUGGAGAGAGAAUGUGGCAUGAGAAAUAUCAAGUUCGCAACAAUAUGUUACCAUCUUUUAUUACAAAAGUGCAAGCUAAAAAAAUUUUGGGAACAGGAAAGAGUAUUAACUUUCUGCGCGAAGUAUGUAAAGAUUUUACUCCAUGGCAAGGAAAACAUACAAAAAUGUUUAAAAGUUUCAGCGAGGAAUAUAAAGUUGACGUUCUUUUCGAUAUGGAUCCUGAUGGUCGAUUACAGACGAUGAUGGAUACAGCCUACAAAGAAACUUCAACCAGAGUAGUUGAAGUGUUAACAAAACAAUAUCACCUCAUGGAACAUUUACAUGCAAUCAAAGGUUAUUUGUUAUUAGGACAAGGAAAUUUCAUUCAAUAUCUUAUGCAUUUAUUAGAACCAGAAUUAGAUAAACCAGCCAGUUCUGUAUAUCCACAUAACAUAUCUUCUAUUCUGGAAACUGGAAUAAGAGCGACUGUUACAAAGAUAGAUGAUUUAGAUAUUCAUAGGCGACUUGAUGUAAGAUUAUUAGCACCUUCGGAAAAUGAAAGAGGAUGGGACGUUUUUAUUCUGGAUUAUAAUGUAGGAGGUCCUAUUGGAACAAUUUUAGAACCUUGUAGGCAAAUAUAUCAAACUGUAUUUUUUGCUUUAUGGAGAGCAAAAAGAAUGGAAUCUAUAUUAUCUGCGAUUUGGAAACGUCAAAUAACUUCGGCAAAAAUGUUUCGCAAAAUGCCUGAAGUAUUACCAAUUCAAACUCACAUUCAUUUAAUUACUAGUAGUAUGGUACAUUUGGUUCAUCAAAUGCAAUAUUUUUUCUUAUUUGAGGUAAUCGAGUGUUCUUGGGAUGCGUUUGCAAAACAAUUAGCACAAGCAGCAUCAUUAGAUGAUAUAAUAACAGCACACACUCAUUUCAUAGAUACUGUAAGACGUGGUACACUUUUAGAUGAAAAAUCACAAGAACUUAUGGAUCAUUUACGUUCCGUAUAUGGUCCAAUUUUAGAUUUGCAAAAUCUUGAAGAAACGUUUCUUACACGUGCAACGCAUGAAUACAAAGCCCGAUUAAAAGAUAAUAAUUUGGUAAAUGUAACUAUUAUGAAAAAUCGGUCAGAUUUAACAGAAAAUAAUGAUGCAGAAAUAGUCAAACGUCAAGCUGUAUUUUCGAAAUAUUUAAACACACUUUCAAUUCAACUCAGAUUACUCUCAAGAACAUAUCAGGAUAGAGUAAAAAAAUUUCUUAUAAUGCUUGCAUCAGCAGAAGAUGUGUCUUUACAAUUGCUAAGUGUACGUUUAGACUUUAAUGAGUAUUAUAAAAGUAAAGAUAGUCGUCUUGUUGUGCCAUUAACAUAUUUGCAUCGUAGACAAAGUGACCAAAGCUAUUUAAAUUAAGUCAAAAAAAUCAACAUCCAUCAUGCCGCAGAACGAAUAUAUUGAAAGACAUCGUAAACUGUAUGGACGACGCUUGGAUUAUGAGGAAAGAAAGAGAAAAAGAGAGGCUCGAGAGCCUCAUAAACGAGCAGAACGUGCUCGUACAUUGCGUGGUAUAAAAGCAAAGAUUUUCAAUAAGGAACGGAGAAAUGAGAAGAUACAAAUGAAAAAGAAAAUCAAAUCCCACAUGGAAAAGAAAGUGAAAGAAAAAUCAUCCAAUGUACCAGAAGGAGCAUUACCUGUAUAUUUAUUGGAUCGUGAUGUUAAGAAAGAUGCAAAAAUAUUAUCAAACAUGAUAAAACAGAAACGUAAAGAAAAAGUUGGAAAAUGGGAUGUACCAAUACCAAAAGUUAAGACACAGUCAGAAUCUGAAGUUUUUAAAGUAAUGAGAACUGGAAAGUCUAAACGUAAAUCUUGGAAAAGAAUGGUAACAAAAGUAACGUUUGUUGGCGAGAACUUUACUAGAAAACCACCAAAAUUUGAGAGAUUCAUAAGACCAAUGGCACUCCGUUUCAAAAAAGCACAUGUGACUCAUCCUGAAUUAAAAGCCACAUUUUGUUUACCAAUUAUUGGCGUUAAGAAGAAUCCAAGUUCACCAAUGUACACAAGUUUAGGUGUCAUUACAAAAGGAACAAUUAUUGAAAUAAACAUUUCAGAAUUAGGUCUUGUAACUCAAUCUGGGAAAGUAGUUUGGGGAAAAUAUGCACAAGUUACAAAUAAUCCUGAAAAUGAUGGAUGCAUUAAUGCUGUAUUGCUCGUGGAUGAGAACGGAAAGAUCCAUAGGUUGAGAAGAGAAUGCCCUAUGGAACAGUGUGGUGCAGGAGUUUUCAUGGCCGCAAUAAAAGACCUAUUGUGGCAAGUGCGGCUAUACUCUUGUAUUUAA